UUCCCAAAAAUUUUUUUCAAUUUCGAACGGAACGGGUGUGUUUUUGCGCGUGUGUGCGGGCGGACGCGCGUGCCAAUCGGAAAACCAAAAACCACAGCCUGAGAAUUCAAUGUGUUUUUCGCGAAAAGCUGAAAAGAAGGUGUGUGUGUUUGCAUGUGUAAGUGUGUGUGUUUCGAGUGUGCGGCAAUGAGCCGGAGAAAGCCAGCUUAUAAAUAAAGAUCGCCGAGAGAACGAGCCGAACCGAAAUAAAUCGCAAAACGCUGUGCAGGAGUAGCAACAACAACAACAACAGACAGCAUCGAAAGCUGAUGAAAAACAAGUAUAUCUGUACGGGAAUUUGAAGUUCUAUAACCCCGACUCUUUGCCUACAAUUAAGAAGCAAUUAGCAGUAUAAACCAGCUACAACAUGCGUUUUGAGCCCUUGGGCCAGAAAAUGUUCACCCGCCGAAACUGGCUGCUGCGAUGCAGCAUCCUCAUCAACGUGGCGGUAAUCUUGUAUAUAGGCAGCCAAUUAAUGAUUGGCGGUGGCAAUAACUUUACAAACGGCGGAGGAUUCAUGCUGCAGGAUCAACAGCCAGUGCAGGCGAUGCUGCAGGUGAAUGGAGCCCUAGCGGCGUCACAGGUGCAGCAACAGUCGCAGGCGCAACAACAGCCGACGCCCAAGAAUCCUUCAAAUCAGGUGGGCGAAACCUUCGAAUCGGAGGAGAAGCUGCAGGUCAAUGCCGUCGACUCUCCAGCGGCUGCUGUAGGGGCGGCGGCUGCAGCUGCUCAAGCUCCUGAUGCCGCCGCCGCAGCUCCACCAGCCGUGGCCAAUGAGAGUGGCAACGGUGGCAGUGAUCCCUCUCAGGUCAUUGGCAACAUUGGUGCCGGCGGCAUAGGCCUUCCAGCCGAGGUGAACAACACCCAAGCGGAGGGAUACAUAGUCACCGGUGACGAAAAGGAGCUAGAGGAGCGAGUGCGUUCGCUAAUAAACUGCUUCGACCAUGACUAUCACCAGCAGACGCUGCAACGCGGCGACUUCUGGGUGCUCCAGAACUAUGUCCGAGCAGAGCAUGGUGAAAUCAAGUGCCACGAAUCCAUUACGUACACAACGCAUGCGGAUUACACCUUUCUGGACAAUCUAGUGCCGCUGCUAGAGCGCUGGAAUGCCCCCGUAAGCAUUGCCAUGCAUGCUCCGGGCACGGAUUUCCAACCCACAUUGGACUCCAUCCGUUACCUGCGUGAAUGCCUUCCCGGCAGCCACCUGGUUAGGGCCUAUACCACCUUCCACAUCUACUUUGGCACCAAGCACAUACCCAAAUCGGUGCCCAAGCCUCACGAUGUCUUCAAAACCGGCUAUAAUUGCUCCCUGCCGGCUCCGUACUUUAAUGUCAGCUCGGGUCACCUGUACAAGGCGCAGAAGAAGCUGCUGUAUCCAGUCAAUGUGGGACGCAACAUAGCUCGCGAUGCGGCGCUAACCCACUUUAUACUGGCCUCCGACAUUGAGCUGUAUCCCAAUCCGGGUUUGGUCAAGAAAUUCCUGGAGAUGAUAGCCCGCAAUGAGCAGUAUUUGCGACGCAAGGCGCCCAGAGUAUUUCCUUUGGCCAUCUUCGAGGUGGAGGAGAACUCACCUGUGCCGCAUGACAAAACCGAGCUGCAGGAGUUCCUGCGCAGCGGCAAGGCCAUACCCUUUCACAAGCGAGUCUGUGCCAGCUGCCAUGGAGUGCCCAAGUCCAAGGAAUGGAUGUCUGCCAAUGAAACGGACGAGCUGAGCGUGUUUCACAUAGGCAAGCGAACGGGUUACUAUGUCCACUGGGAGCCCAUCUAUAUUGGCACACAUGCAGAUCCGCAUUACGAUGAGCGGCUCAGUUGGGAGGGCAAAAGCGACAAGAUGCCACAGGGCUAUGCUCUGUGCGUUUUGGACUACGAGUUCCAUAUACUGGACAAUGCCUUCCUCGUGCACAAGCCUGGCAUCAAAGUGCUGAAAAAGGACAACCGGCGGGCCAUGCUCUCGGGGAAAACGAAUCAACUGAUACGAAAGAUCAUCUAUCCGGAGCUUAAGAUCAUGUACGGCAUGCGCAAGGGCUGUGCGAUAUAGUAACUAAUUCUGAGACCGAGCUGAGCUCAGCCAUAUGACUUGGACUUGGCGCAGGCGAAAAGACUACAACCAACAACACUAUUACUAUUUGCAAUGCUAUAGAUCGAAGGGAACACCUCAAUGGCAUUGGAUGCGCACUGCAAGUGUGUGUGUUUUACGAUUAGCUAAAGAUAGAGGGAGAGUUAGCUUAGCCCUAGGUUUAAAUAGAGCCUUACGUAGCUAGUUAGGCUUAGCGCGAUAGCGAUCAGGUUAUGAGUGUGUGUGACGUCGUCAGGUAGACCUGCUGUUGGUCAGGAUAUUCCCAUUGACGUAGUUAGAAGAGGAGGCUUUCUCCAACUCAAGAUGGAAACUACUUCCAAAAGCUUCCUGUAAAUAUUAUAUACAUCAAACACACAAAUGAUUUUGACAACUUGAAGUCACUACUUCCCUUCCUCUGCUCUCGGCUCUCGAGUGUAGAGCCGAGUUUCCACUACUCAUAGGCAGUCAUUAUCAGUUACUUUUAGUCCUAGCCAUUAAAUUAAGUUUAUCGUUUAGUUAGCUGAAUUCUCUUUCCAUACACAUCCAUUCACGAGAGUUGAAUCUGUUGGUUUUUAUAUGCUUUUGCUUAUCGAAAUACUCAAACCGAGUCUAACCAUUUUUAAUGUGUUUUCAUAUUUGCCAUAGUUUAAAACACACACACACUCCUUUCCUUGGGCAAUGUAGACUUACUGCAGAGACCAAAACGUAGACUAGACCUUUUUGCCGGGCCAAAUCAACAAGUUUCGACUUGGGGGGGAAGCGCGUUGAAUUGCUACGUAUUACAUAGACUUUGAGAGUUAAAUCGUAAUAGAGUUAAUGAUACAAUUAGAAGGCUAAAGACAUGUUUCAACCGACAACAACAACAAACCACAAUUAAUAUUACAAUUUUUACACACACAACACUCUGAGAAUUGAUUUGUUCAGGCAAAGCAAUUAUGGCAAAUGAAACUUGCGAUUUCGAUGAAACUAAAAAACAGGAGACGCAAGUAAACCGUGAUAUUUGUACUAGUAAAGCGAAGGCAGAGUUUGGAGAUGUUAAACCUAAUUAGUAAGGAGUAAGAGGCAGAGACCCGUAUGCAUUAAACCUAACCGUAACAUUAGUUUUGUAUAUGUUUUUUAUUAGUGUUAUUGGAUAUUAAGUCAGACUUGUGCACAUAUAAAUGUUAAAAACAUAUUUGUGAAAUCGAAUCCGCGAUUCGGUUCCGAGGAGUGAAAUGCUGAAGGUUUUUGUUGAGUAGGCCUUAUCGAUAUAUAAAUAUAUAUAUAGUAUGAGCGUAGUGUUUAAGCGAGUUUUAGGAAUAGUACUUAGCUGAGAAACAGCAGAUUUUGCGUAUGUUGUUGAACAUUAAACACACAAACAGAAACACAAAACAAAAAUUGACUUGGGAACAACAUGCAACACAGCAAUUGGUGUAUUUGUAUUUAUUUGUCAUGGGGUUUGGUUUAGCUAGAAACCCCCCUUUCGGCUGAUCCAACUCUUAGUUAGUUUUAUUCGCUCAACAAAUUUACGUAGAACCUUGACUUUAUACUUUCACCUAGUAAGACUUAAAUAUCACUAAACCUAAACCUAAAAUAAAGUUGUUACAGCAGAGUAGCCAAGAGCAGGAAUAACAAAAACACGAAUAGAAUAAACAAUUUGAAGUACAUUUGUAUGAAUUAUAAAGUGUAAAAGUGCCUUAGACAAAACGAAGAAUAUGGAAUAUGAUAUAUGUAUUAUGAAAUAUAAAAUAUGAGAAUUGAAAUAUUUAUAUGAACCCCAGCUGGAUCCCGAGUUUCCCUUUUUCAAAUUGGCAACGUCGUUUUGUGUUUGCAAGAGAGCAUAUUUUUGUAUGUACAUAAACGGAACGGAAUAAUGUAUUAAACUAUAUAUUUGUACAUAGAUAGUAAAUCAAAGUGGUUUAUUUUUUAUAUAUAUACCUAUCUUCGAGUCGCUGUCAGUUGAAGUAUUUGUAUUCCUACUUAAAGAGUCUUCUUAAUGAUGAGGAUGCCCAGCCUGCCAAUUGUUUAAUUCCUUUUAGUUCUUAGUCCUUAGUUUAUCCUUUGUCUUUGAUCGCAGCAUUUCGACAUAUAUGGUAGAUAUAUAUAAAUAUAUAUUUUUCAAAUACGAAAAUACGCAUACAUAUGUCUAUAGAUAUAUACGUACAUGUAUGUAUAUUUUUUGUAAGAGUUAAGUGCAAAUCUGCUGAGCAUGGACUACUAGCUAAAAUCUAAGGAAAAGCUACACAAACACAAAAAGAAAUAAUAAAUUAAAAACGAAGA
Molecule: messenger RNA, 4354 nt
Organism: Drosophila serrata
Lineage: Eukaryota; Metazoa; Arthropoda; Insecta; Diptera; Drosophilidae
Product: beta-1,4-glucuronyltransferase 1
Source: RefSeq, a predicted model, not a curated record